Agrilus planipennis (emerald ash borer) is the source of this 3935-nucleotide messenger RNA. RefSeq names its product voltage-dependent calcium channel subunit alpha-2/delta-3 (gene Ca-Ma2d). The transcript has 18 exons. The coding region runs from base 193 to 3885 and encodes 1230 amino acids. The record is from RefSeq and is a predicted model, not a curated record. Gene Ontology annotation, cellular component: voltage-gated calcium channel complex. Gene Ontology annotation, molecular function: voltage-gated calcium channel activity. Lineage: Eukaryota; Metazoa; Arthropoda; Insecta; Coleoptera; Buprestidae.
AAUUUUUUUAUAUAAAUUUUCAACUUCACGCGAAAAGUCCGUCUCUGAUCCGUUUAAUAUUUAAAGAUACGAAUGCGAUGUACUUCUAUAUCUUCGCUCAAAACUAAAAAUAAAGCAAUGGGCAUUUUUGAGUAGGUUUACAGCACACGUUCUCAAAUUGCUUUCGAGAAUAUAUCGUCCGAGUGGAAAAUUAUGAAGUGGUUUUCAUGUUCCUUUCAACUUUAUUUAACAUUGUUUUGUAUUUUAUUUUUUCUACAAAAAUGUAGCGCAUUAACACAAGGCCAACUGAUCGGUAAUUGGGCACAAAAAAUUGGAAUAGAACUUUGGGAAUUAGCUCAGUUAAUUACAAAUAAUACGGAAAUUAAAAGAAGAUUCAGUCGAAUGGGCAAUCCGAGGAGCGAGAGUUAUCAUUUAGAAGAUUCCUCAUACCUAAGAGCUUCUGUUGAAAAAAAAGAUCCGAAAUCUUUGUUAGUUGAAAUAGUUGACAAUAUCGCUAGAAUGAUGGAUAGAAAAAUGGAUGCUAUUAGGUGUAUAUCAAAGAAAGCAGAAGAAGCAGCGGAACAAUUUGAGUUUAAUACAACCAGCAGUAAUUACACUUAUUACAGUUCUAAAUAUUCAUCAAUUGAAGGAGAAGAACCAACCGAAUUACCCGAGUCUAUUCAAGAUAACAGUUUUAUGUAUUUACCUAUGGCAGUAAAUCAUGAUACACAUUUUUAUAAUUUACCAGUGAACACUAGUUUUAGCGCUGUACACGUUCCAACAAAUGUUUAUGAUAGACAUGAAGAACCAGAGACGUUCAUAAAAUGGUCUGAAGUACUAGACGAAGUUUUCAGACAAAAUUACAAGUCCGAUCCAGCCUUAUAUUGGCAAUAUUUCGGAAGUUCAACUGGAGUUAUGAGACACUAUCCAGCUAUGAGGUGGGUCAAUCCACACGAUCAAGAUCUUUUUGACUGUAGAAUUCGGACUUGGUUUAUAGAGGCAGCGACCUGUACUAAAGAUGUUGUUAUUCUUGUGGAUAAUUCCGGUUCGAUGGCAGGGGUUCGUAAGCACAUUGCCGCUAUAACUGUUUUUAAAAUAUUAGAAACUUUUUCUAAUAACGAUUACGUAAACAUAUUGAAUUUUUCAAAGACGGCCGACUAUCUAGUACCUUGCUUUAAAGAUAUGUUAGCUCAAGCUACCCAAGAGAACAUUCAGGUCUUUAAGCAGUUCAUGUCGACGCUAGAUCCUUGCGAUAAAGCUGACCUGAACAUUGCUAUGGAAAAAUCUUUCCUUUUACUCGAAAAGUAUAGGGAACAGAGGGGUUGUGUCGGGAAUAGCUCCAGCUGUAACCAAGCUAUCAUACUUAUAACUGACGGAGUUGCAGGAAAUAUGAGUCAGUUAAUUAACAAAUAUAAUAAUUUUUAUAACGGUUCUGUUAUUCCUGUAAGAAUUUUUGUAUACCUAAUAGGAAACGAAGUAACUAAUGAGCAAGAAGCUAAAUGGAUGGCAUGUAACAACCGAGGGUAUUAUAGUCAAGUAGAGGCAUUAGAACAGGUAUCAGAAUCGGUGUACGAAUAUAUUCCCGUAAUAGCAAGACCUUUAGUAUUACAGGGUGACGAUCACCCAAUAUCUUGGACUCAUGCUUACGCAGACAUGACUUUCAAUUCCGAAAAUACAAACAUAUUUGAACAAUAUAGAUUACUUACAUCUGUAGCAGUCCCUGCUUUCGAUACCAAAGUUAAUAAACAGAACGACACUCGUACUGCUGACUUGUUAGGUGUUGCUGCAACGGACAUUCCUAUAAAAGAUAUAGAAAAAUUAACACUACCAUAUAAAAUAGGAGUAAACGCCUAUUCAUUUAUUGUGAGUAAUAACGGCUACGUUUUAAAGCACCCGGAUUUGAGACCUCUAUACAAAGGCGUUUUAAAACAUAACUAUAACAGUAUUGAUUUGACGGAGGUGGAACAACUCGAUAAUAACAAGGGUCCUAGAGAACCAGAUUCUGUAUUGCUCUCGUUGAGGAACUCUUUAGUAACAGGAAAAGAAGGACAACUUCACGACGUUAAAGUAAAAUAUCAUUAUGACGACAUGCGGAGAGUUUCGAGGGAAAUUUUUGAUUACUAUUUUGCGCCUAUCAAGAACACUCCCUUUUCCAUUGCCAUUGCUAUUCCUGAUUCAUAUGGAAAUUACUCUUUAGAAGUUGGAGACGAAAUUCGAAAAAAUGUUGGAGUUAAAUUAACAAGUUUUUUUAAGGGUAGCAAUUGGAAAAUUCACCCCAAAUGGGUUUAUUGUAAAUAUCACUAUUUGGAAGGUCAUGAAUUUGAUACACCUGAAAGUGAACUGUUACAUUUUUUAGAACGAAUGUACGAUAAAAAUUUUAAGUGGGGGAGGCAAUAUGAAGCUGCUAAUAAGAAAAAACACCCAGAGUUUAAUAUAUAUGUGGAAGAUUUGGAAGGAACGGAAUGUGGAAGGAAGACAUUACAAGACGACGAUUAUUAUUGCGAUAAAGAUUUAGUUCAAAGGCUAAUCUUUGACGCUAGAAAUACUUUGAUAGAAUUUGAAGAACCAUGGAAAUUUAAAGAAGAGAUAGAUAAAUUUUUAUUCAUGCGGUUUAAUGCCACCCUCAGAUUUGUGGCUACCAUGAGUGGACUCACCCGAUGGGAGUACAUUUUUGGAGAAAAAGAUAACAGUUCAGAGUUCGAAUUUGGCGAUAUUCACCCUCAAGCUAUUGAUGAAAUAUGGUACAAAGAAGCGGUAUUACAACACAAGCACGAUCCCGACUCGUUUGUUUAUUCUGUCCCACUGGAAAAAUAUACAGGAGAUAGUUUAGUUACAGGAAGUUAUGCGAUUUUCCCAAAAGUUGGGAAAAUUGAAACGCCAGCUUCAGUUGUUGGUUUCCAAUUUUCACACAGUCAUCUACAUCAAAGAUUUUUUAAUAUUACAGAAAAUACACUAGAUGUAAGCUAUUUUUCAAUACAGGGUAACUUUCCAAAACUUUUAAAUGCCUACUUUUUGAAGUGCGGCAGUGGGUGCGAACCUUGCGGGGAAUUACUGGAUUGUUAUAUAAUAGACAGUUCUGGCUACAUAGUUAUAGCAAAGGACAAGAAAAUGACCAGUAAAUUCUUUGGAGAAGUAGAAGGUGCCGUUAUGGACUCAAUGUUAACUCAAGGGAUAUUUGAAAAAGUCACAGUUUACGAUUUACAAGCUAUUUGUACCUUUAACUUCACAAUAUCCAGUGAUUCAAGCUUUAUAGAAACGCCUUUAAAUUUCAUCUUAAAAUUAAUCAAGUGGUUUUUGGCAAAAAUUGCGUGGUUGAUAGUAGAAUCAAAUAUAUGCAAUUUUUUUUAUUUAAAUCCUGUAAAUGCAGACUGUUCUGAAGAAAAUUAUGUCUCGUCCCUAAUUUCCACAACAACUUCCACAACUACCCCAAAGCCAACCGUUAGAUACUUAAGAAAGGGCGAAGUAAAAGAGGAAGAAGAAUACUAUUACCAAUUACGACAACCGAAAUACGAACUUAGAAGUCGACCUUGUGAUAAAAAAAGAGACCUGUUUAUUCUCAAUCAGUUGCUUUUUAUAAAGGGACACGGAUUCCCUGAGGAAGUACCUAGGGAGUGUUCUAGGCCUUUUUAUGUAAAAAGAAUUCCUUACAGUAAUUUGUUAAUGGUAGCAAUCCGAGCUACGUCCCAAUGUUCUAAAUGUUACACAGUUGAGGAAAAAGAAGUAUAUUACAACAUUACUGAUUUUCCUUGUCAUAAACUAUAUUUAAACAAUUUAUCCAGAAGAAGAUUAACAGGAUGCUAUAAUGAACAUCCUUUGGAGCAUGAAAUAAAAGCGUGUGGAAAAUCUUCUAAAUUACUCUUUUUCUGGUAUAUACUAUUCAUCCAUGUUGUUAUUCUUUUUAUAUGAAAUACUUAUUAGGAAAUAAUUUCAUACCAUUUUAUAAUAUUAAAUAAGCU